AUGCCGACCGACAUAGAAAAGACCCACUCAAACGUUGCACCCGCCCAGACGAACAUCGCCGCGGCGGAUGAAGCGCUCCUUGCGAGCCUCGGGUACAAGCAGGAGUUCAAACGGGAGUUUACAGGGCUCGAGACUUUUGGCAUCGCGUUUAGCAUCAUCGGGCUGCUCCCGUCAAUAGCGUCUGUGCUCGUGGACUCUUUGCCAAAUGGAGGAGCAGCGGCGAUGGUCUGGGGCUGGCUCGUGGCGAGCUUCUUCAUCCUCCUCGUUGGGAUGGCCAUGGCGGAACUCGCCAGCGCAGCGCCAACGUCUGGUGGACUGUACUUUUGGACGCACUCCCUGUCCUCGCCGCGCUGGCGGAACCUGCUCGCGUGGAUUGUCGGGUACGCGAACACGAUCGGGUCCAUUGCGUCGAUCGCGUCGAUCGACUGGGGGUGUGCGGUGCAGGUGAUGGCCGCUGCGUCCAUCGGGUCGUCCGGCCAGAGCUUCUCCGCGACCUCGGGACAGGUGUAUGGGGUGUACGCGGCGAUCGUGAUUUCGCACGCGGUGAUCUGCUGUUUGGGCACGAAGAUCCUUGCGCGGCUGCAGACGCUCUAUGUCGUGUUGAACGUCCUGCUUUGUUUGGCGGUGAUCAUCGCGCUGCCGGCUGCUACGCCCAAGGAGUACCGGAAUACUGCGGCGUAUGCGUUCGGCAACUUCACUAAUCUGAACGGUUGGACAGACGGCUACGCGUUCAUUCUGUCUUUCCUUGCGCCGCUAUGGACAAUUUGCUCGUUCGACUCUAGUGUACAUAUUAGCGAAGAGGCAAGUAACGCAGCGAUAGCUGUACCUUGGGCGAUCGUGUACGCCAUCGGGAUUGCCGGCGUCCUCGGCUGGGCAAUUAACGUCGCGCUGGCGUUCUGCAUGGGCACGGACCUCGACGGGAUACUGUCGUCUCCGGUGGGCCAGCCCAUGGCGCAGAUAUUCUUCAACGCGUUCGGACAGAAGGGCACGCUAGCGCUGUGGUCGUUCGUCGUGCUCGUACAGUACAUGAUGGGGUCGUCCAUGGUCCUCGCGGCGUCCCGCCAGUCCUUCGCGUUCUCGCGCGAUGGAGCGCUCCCGUUCUCGUCCUGGCUGUACCGCAUGAACACCUUCACCGGCACGCCCGUCAACACCGUCUACUUCACGUGCGCCUUCGCGCUCCUGCUCGGGCUCCUCGUCUUCGCGGGCCCCGCGGCGAUCAACGCGAUCUUCUCCCUGUCCGUCGUCGCGCUCUACGUCGCGUACGCGAUCCCGAUCGCCGCGCGGUUCCUGGGCGAGAACGACUUCCAGCCGGGCCCGUUCAGCUUGGGACGGUGGGGCGCGCCGGUGGCGGCUAUCGCGGUCGCGUGGAUGGCGUUCAUGGGCAUCGUGUUUCUGUUCCCGACGACGCCGCAGACGGACGUGGCGGAUAUGAAUUACACUGUCGUCGUGCUCGGCGGGGUACUGAUAUUGUCGCUGGUGUGGUACUACUUCCCGGUGUAUGGCGGCGUGCAUUGGUUCACGGGCCCUGUGUCGACGAUCGAGCGGACCGCGGCGAACUCGCAGAGGCAGAGCGAGGAUACGGUGGAGAAGCAGAAGGGCGGCGUGUACGUCGCGGAGCAGAACGCAUGA
Fomitopsis serialis is the source of this 1629-nucleotide messenger RNA. Its product is annotated as APC amino acid permease. Gene Ontology annotation, biological process: transmembrane transport; amino acid transport. Lineage: Eukaryota; Fungi; Basidiomycota; Agaricomycetes; Polyporales; Fomitopsidaceae. Gene Ontology annotation, cellular component: membrane. The transcript has 10 exons. The record is from RefSeq and is a predicted model, not a curated record. Bases 1 to 1629 code for a protein of 542 amino acids. Gene Ontology annotation, molecular function: transmembrane transporter activity.